Messenger RNA from Alternaria atra, 1515 nucleotides. RefSeq lists its product as uncharacterized. NCBI's taxonomy places the organism in Eukaryota, Fungi, Ascomycota, Dothideomycetes, Pleosporales, Pleosporaceae. The record is from RefSeq and is a predicted model, not a curated record. The transcript has a single exon. Bases 1 to 1515 code for a protein of 504 amino acids.
AUGUCCAAACACAACGAUCAAGGCGCUCCGGCUGCCGGCGAUACCUUCGGGAAUAUGCCACCACCCGCCCCGCCUCCGCCAGAAACCAGAGAAGAGACUAUCAACAAAUGGCUGCGCAGUCGUUAUAUCGAACACUCCCAUCUAGGGGAUCCUCUUGUACUCAGUAUAGAGGACUUUAUCGAUAUCGUUGCAACUAGCUCUACGCACCCUGGUAAAAGUUGGCUAGAGGAUAAUGCACUUGGCCUGGCUGCAGCUCUCAUGACGACGAGUCGAACUGAUAUACUCGUCGUGCCAUCAAAUGCCGCAACAAAGCUCGCUAGCGUUGGCCUAUGUAUCAGCGACAAGAAUGAUUUCAAGACAGAUGUUCUUUCGUGCCAAUGCUACGAUGCUAUGAAGCAAGAAAGCAUUCGAUGGGUUAUCGUUCCCGUAACGAAUGGUAUGGCUAGUCCGGAGGAAGCAGCCCGUGUAAAGGCUGCGAGAGCUGAAGCUGCGAAAGCUAAGAAGAGUAGGAAAGCAGGCCAAGGAGACUAUUCAGAAACAGGUGAUCAAAGCAUGCUAGACAUCAUCCCUGGUGGCGGCACGCAUUGGGGCCUCAUGAUAAUCGACAAGCAAAGAAACGAUGCCAGAUGGCUGGACGGUCAUUUGACACUUGGACAAAAGUCCAACGGAAAGUGGUGCAUAAAGGAAAUCCUUCCACCAGCGUGGACUGCUGGGAAAAUUCUCUGUGGAUACGACAAAGUUAUGGAUCUGAAGCGCGGCCAAUUUACUGCAGUCACCCUCAAACAUGUCCCUCAUGACACCCAUGAUAACAGCUAUAAGGGGGACAAGAACUCGGCAUGUGGGCCAUGGGUUAUCGCCAUGCUCGAAUACCUACUCAAAAACCCGAAGUUUCUCACAAACGGCCUUCACGGUGCGUUUAGACCAAGAGAUAAGAAAUACCACCACCAAAGAAUGGCGUUCAACUCGCUCGAGACACGUAAGCGUAUGCAGGAGAUUAUUCGGAGCGUAGCGGAUGAGAACCUGGGUGAGGAUGAAUUGCCUUAUAAGAUGACAGUGCGCAUCUUGAAGAUUCUCGACUGCCUUGGCACUGUUGAUCUGUUAAAUGGGGUUCUUCAUUUUAGGUAUAAGAAGCCUCCGCCCAGAUCUGGCGGUGAUGGAGGUCCAACUAAGGGUCCGGAUGGCGGUGAUGAUGAUGAAGAUGACAACGAUGAUGAGGACGACGACAACAACGCAGCCCUGCAAGCGAUUCUUGAGCAAACUUUCCGUGUGAACAAAGACGCUUCUGCGCAGGGCUUUAAUGACACUAGCGAAACCGGAAACCAAACUGUUCCAGAUGAUCUCACUAUGUCCUCAGAAGACAGCAACAAAGCGACUGCUGGUCAACCGACCAUUGUCGGCGGCGUGCUUGGAAAACCCGAAGUGCGAGGGGAAAAGAGGAAAGCUGAACAUGGUUUUCCAGAUUAUACUCAGGAUGGAGGGAAGUGGCCUGAGUCUGGCAAAAGGAAAAAGGGGUGA